Chara braunii is the source of this 3337-nucleotide messenger RNA. NCBI's taxonomy places the organism in Eukaryota, Viridiplantae, Streptophyta, Charophyceae, Charales, Characeae. The record is from the annotation of a GenBank genome assembly.
GCCACGCUUAGAGCACAACAGUACGAUGAUCACGAAGCACAGAUCAACAUUCCGGCUCGAAUGGGAGGAGACAGACGCUCAUCAUUGGUAUAGUACCUAUGUAUGGGUGGAUCUCCCGACCUUCGAACGGGAUUUCAUGAACCGAUUUGACUAUGUUCACCCUGAGCAAGCGCUAUACAUGAUCAAGGACCGAGUGCAAAAACCUCUCGAAUCCGUUGCAGAAUAUCGAAACCGGUUCUACAGAAUGUUCGUGAAGACUGAGCGAGUGAGGCCCGGACAUCAGGAACUCAUCGCACAAGAACUCACGAUCCUGGUAGCGCAGCUGGCGGACGAUCUCCCUCUCGACAUCAUCUCGCAGGACGACGAGCACCCUAUUCCUCACGUGCUUUCUCGCACGUUGAUGCGGUAUCUCCAGUGGUUGGCUUGUGUGGAGGGAGCCGCAGAGCGCAUCCCGCCGUCGCAACAGCAGUAUUUGGAUCCCCGGACGGUUUGCGAUCCUGCCUUCUUCAGGCAUCCAACGGCAGAGCAGCUUGCUGCCAUUCGAGAGGAGGAAGAGGAGGAAGAAAGCACUGAGAGUGACGAAGGAGAAGACGAGCGGGAAGAAAGUGGGGAAAGCGACGAAGUACUCAGGGAAGAGGACGAAACCCCCAAAGAAGGAAGCUAUAGCGAGCAUAGCGAGGGGGAGCAGAGCGAAGAAGAAGAAGAAGAAGACGAAGGAGAAGAGGAGAACGAAGAAGGACCUGCGGAAUCGGAGUGGGAAGCAGUGCCGGAAGAAGCGCUGCGCACGGGCACGGAGGCUGAAGAUCCGGAGGCGGCCCGCAAAAGGGAAGAAACCGCGGUCGGGAAGAGGAAGCUAGAGUUUGCGAGCGGGGCAAGCUUGCACGCAGGCUUGCGGGUGACCACGUCUUUUCAAAGUCGGUGGGCAAUGGAGGGUGGUGGGGGAGAUGGGCAUGCUGUGUUGACAUCCAUUGAGAAGAUGGCGGUGGUGGCAGCAGUGCUGGCCGUCGUUGCCCGUUGUCAGGUAGACAGAGCGUCCAGCCGCAUGAAGGUGAAGCUAUCGAGGCGCAGGCAAAGGAUGCUGAUACAGCCGAGCGGUUUGAGUUACAAUUGCGAGGUGUUGAUCAACAACCUCUUGAGCCAGAACGGCAAGAUGAUGAGUUUUCUGAAGUCGCCAGGUUACAGCAGGUGGAGGCCCAGUGGUUCAUCGAACACCACUGGUGCUUUGGGGAAGAUUUCGAAACCUGUGAGCAGCACUGGAGGAGGUGGUGGAGGUAGACCAGAUGUGACGGGGAGUCUGAGGCCGCCGCCAGCUGCUGAGCCCGCAACUGAAGUCAUUCGGUCACUGACUGGCAGACCUGGUCCACCUCCUGGCUCCGAAACCUCCCGCUCUGGAAGACCUGGUCCACCUCCUGGAUCGGAAACCCCCCGCUCUGGAAGACCUGGUCCACCUCCCGGAUCGGAAACCCCCCGCACAGCUCAGGUUGCCAACGACCCAGGAACGCGGAGUGCAAGCACUGCGAGCACCGCAAGCGGCACAAGCGACACAAGCGGCACGAGCGGCACGAGCGGCACAAGCACCAAGUCCACCGCCCUGCCUCCAAGUGCGCCGCUUUCACGGACUAUCAGCCUGCAGAGUACUCCGUCGAAGCUGACGUCAGGUGGCGGAAGGACAGGGCCAUCCACGGAGGUCAUACGCACAAAGACAUCCACUGGGCUUAUUCGGACAAUCAGUUUGGGAUCGAGUGCGAAUGAUCGCCGUGACAUGACGACUGGCUCGUCGAAGAACACGAGCUUCGUGUCGAGCAUCAGCGGUGGCGGUGCAGACACCGAGAGUGACGAGCCGGACACACCUCGCAGCCGAAGUCUUAUGGCGAAGGAGUUUGCGGAGCUGGCGCUUCAGCAACAACGACUUCCGGCAUCCACCCGAGACAUGCAAACGGGUUUCGAGAGGGGCCAGUGUGCAGCAGAAGCAGCGUAUACAAAGGUCAUGAGCGAGCCCCCGGGUGGGAAGGGUGGCUCUCAGCAGGGGUUGGAGUUGCUUCAUUCUUUGAGAAAGAAACUCACCGACAUGGAGCUAAGCGGCGCACCCAUUCGGAGGGAAGAUGUGACGAGCGCAGUAAACUCAGCGGAUGCUCUGCUUUCACAGUGGGCUCUCCGCGACAACGAAAUCCAGCACGAGAAGGUGGAAGUGCGGAAGAUGGCAGCACUGUUUAAGCAGGCGAACGAGGAAUCGAAGAGAAUGGUGGAAGAGGCACGGAAAAUUGCCCAGGAUGAGAUUCGUAUGGCAAGAGAAAAGGUGAAAAGGGCAGAGGAGAUAGCACGCGGCGUGGUGGCAUCGCGGCCGGAUGAAGUGGACCCCGAAAUGCAAAGGCUAAAGAUGGAGGUGAUUGAGGCGAGGAGAAUCAAAAUGCUACACCAGCCGACAAUGGUUUCGCAUCUAGAACUGCAAGUCACAGGUCUCCAGAAGAGCCUUCUGGACAAAUGCCAGGAGGUAGUCAAACUUAGACGAGAGAUCGACUUGCUGAAAAACCCGAGGAAGAGGCCGCUCCCAUAUAAACUAGACGGCUUGGAGUUCCUGGGGUCGAUGCUGUCCAUCGUGCCCACAGCCCCCGAAGGUCAACUACCCUACCCUUGUGAAAUUCAAUGGUAUCGCGUUCAUAAGGACGGAAGGGUGGAGAGCAUUGCCGGGGCGACAGCCGCAGCGUAUGCGCCUGAGCCGAAUGAUGUGGAAUGCCAGAUGAGAGUGACAAUCAAGUACGGCAACAACUCACGUAAGAUGGAGAUCCUAGAGAGCUCCGGACCGUUGGAUCCUUGCCCGGGCCUAGACCAGUUUGUGGACCUUCUGUACAAGUAUGGGACCGCGCAUUUCAAUGUGGUUGUACUGGAGCAAACUCCGUUCAGCGGAACACUUGUCGAUCGGAAAGUCGCCCAUGUGUUCGAGAUAUCCAAAGAUAGAGUCAAGCUGAGGAAAGGAAGGGUAGCAAAGGCAAGGGAUCCGUACAGUCCGGGAAUGCAGCUGGGAGGCGCGAGAGGAAGUUCGGAGAGCGCAGCGCAAUCGAUCCUUUGGCAGACAAGGGGGAAGGAGUUCCUACUGCAGAUGGAGAGCGAGAGGGAGAGGAAUGCGGCAAUCCUGCUGGCCCGGCGCUUUGCUUCGGAGUUCAAGUACAAGCCCCCUCCAAGCGGUGAGUCAGGUUACAGCAGUGAUAACUAUACUUCGUAUGCUGGCAGCGAGAGUGGGUCUGUGAGAGGUUGAGUAGCGCCUCGUGUACUCUGUGUGGAGUUUGUGGAGUGGACGCAGACGGUGUUGUUGUGUUUUCUCCUAUUCUGCUAUAAUUUU